CGCCGGCUCAGCUGUCAGAUUGCAGCACUUUCCAUUUUACCUGCUUUAGAGAUGAGUUCCUACGCAACAGCAUUGAAAUCGGUGGAUUAUGAGAUCUUCGGGGAAGUGCAGGGUGUCUUUUUUCGAAAGUAUACUGAGGAACAGGCCAGAAAGCUAGGCCUGGUUGGUUGGGUAAAGAACACAGCGAGAGGCACAGUGACUGGACAGGUGCAAGGAUCAGUUGAAAACGUCAAUUUUAUGAUGAACUGGCUGAAAUCUGUGGGCAGCCCAAUGUCUCGGAUUGACAAAGCCCAAUUCUCAGACGAGAGAGAGAUCUCCAAACUGGAUUUUAAUAACUUCUCAACCAGAUACUAGGAUGUUGCAAUAACUGGUGCUCGCUGAAACUUUGCUAAUAUCAUCUUUAAUGCCAUACAGCUUGGAGAGGGAGAAAGAGGGGACAUUUGUUGAAUGAGGGUUUGGAGAGUAACUUACUGAGACAGUAAGGGGUGUAAGUUGCUUGCUAUUCAUGAUUGAUUUUUUGUUUUGUUUCCCCCAAUAAAUUCUGAGUCUUUCCUGUC
Molecule: messenger RNA, 557 nt
Organism: Hemiscyllium ocellatum (epaulette shark)
Lineage: Eukaryota; Metazoa; Chordata; Chondrichthyes; Orectolobiformes; Hemiscylliidae
Product: acylphosphatase-2-like
Exons: 4
Coding region: 52-354 (100 amino acids)
Molecular function (GO): acylphosphatase activity
Source: RefSeq, a predicted model, not a curated record